AUGAAUGCGAGCUCGUCGAAUCAACCAACGACCCAACUCGAGGGUCGACUUCGGCGUCCACCGCCCCGCGUUGCGUCCACGCGAGCGAUCGAUGCGGACGCGCGGGCGAACGGGGACGUAGCGGAGCUCGUCGGAGGGGCGACGUCGCGCGUCGACGGCAGGGGGGCGUUCGUAGGACGUCGGAAAGUGAUUGAGUAUUUGACGCGCGGCGACUCGAGCGGGACGCGGGUGCGCGUUUUGGAGGGUGAUCCAGGGAGUGGGGUUUCGGCGACGUUGGGAGCGGUGAUAAAGGAAUUGCGCGCGACGGCGGAGAUGUUGGUCGAGCGCGCGGAGAUGGAUGGGAACGAAGGGAGGGAGAAGAUGCCGUUCAUCACGCACGCGCGGUUUCGCGGAUGUCGGGCGGGCGAGCGGGAUUUGAGACACGCGUUGUGGGUGAUGUGCGAGAUGAUUCGAAAGGAGUUGGGUGAUAGAGCACAUGCGGGGAUGCCAUCGACAGCGGCGGAGGCUGGGAAGACGUUGUGGGCGCUGGUGGAGGAAUUGUCAGCGACGCGCACGGUGACGGUCGUCGUGGACGAAUUGGACUCAGUGGAAGGUCUGAUGGAUGUUCCGGUGGAGGAUUGGUUACCGUCGUCGAUACCGGUUGAUGUGACCGUGAUUAUCGGGGCAAAGACGAAAGGGGUCGCGGUGGACUACUUAGCGAGCGCGGGAGAGCGAGCGGCCACGCUUACAAGGAAGCGGUUGCCACCGCUCAGCAUGCACGAGCGCGUCGAGCUCUCUCGAGCGCUCUUCGAGACACCGGACGAGCGCGAGAUAACGAGUGAGGUAUUCGAACAAGUCGGCAAUAAUAUAGACGCGAGCUCGCCGACGUAUCUAUACCUCGCUGCGCACGAAUUGAGGCGAAGGGUGCGCGCGAUGAGUCGGAGAGCGGACGUACCACUCGACGUUGCGCACGAGAUGCGCCAGUUGCCAGAGACGCUUGAGCAACUCCUCGCGUACGUCUUUGAUGGUUUGGAGAAUCAUCACGGUGCGGAGCCGGUACGUCAGCUCAUAACGCUUCUUUUGUCAUCCCGCGCUGGACUUUUACCGGACGAAAUUUCCGACAUGAUGAGGAUCGCGAAGGCAUCUGUGUCAUUCCUAGCGCUCACCGAGGACAUCGCCCACAUGUGCUGGUUCUACGAGGAAGAGACGCGCUCGGCCGCCGUGCCAACGAAUAUAAUUGUGCUCCGUCACUCGCCCGUCAUCAAUUACUGUCGGCGACGAUACUUGGCCCGAGACGGUGCGACGGCAACACAUCGCGAGGCGACGCAGUACUUUCUGCAAAAACUUGCCGAGUCCUCAGGUGGCAAUUACGAUUCGCGAGUACUACUGGAGGUGCUGCAUAACGUCCGGAUCGGCGCGUUUCCAACCGCAUGGGACCAAUUGGUUUCGUAUGUCACGGAUCCGGAGAUAAUUCAUUACUUGUGGCAACAAAAAUAUGUGAGCGAUUUGCACGAGACUUGGCAAUGCGCUAUGAAACCGAAGGAGGGCUACGUUGGGAGAGAACCGAUUGAAUUAAUACUUUCACGUCUUGGCUCGUUGAACGUACGCACGGCGGAUAUGUGUGCGGCGUCGAUCGUCGACUUCUUGGCCUGGAUCGGCGCGGACACGCACGUCGUUUCGGUAUGCAAAGUCGUCUGCAAUCGCGACACAAUUCAGCAACACAUUGUCGCAGAGUUGAACAUGAAAUACGCGCGCGCUCUUCGUCGACUUGGAAAUUGGGAAGAGGCUCUGGACAAACUGAAAAUCGCAUACACGUAUGAAUCGUCGAAUUUUAACGGUAAUACGCCGCUCGGGGCGAUUAUCAAGAGUGAAGAGAGCCUGUGCCUGGCGCGCACAAGGAGUGAUGAAAUCACGUUUGACAAUCACGAGCUUUUUGGAAUGAGAACCGCUGUCGAAGAAGCCAUUCGCGUCGCCAUCGAUUCUGCGGAGUCAAGCCUGAGUUCGUGGCACUUGUGCAUGAAGGAUCGAAGUGUGAGAGAUGUGCUGAAUCGGGUCGAGACGGUCAACAUGAACGUCGCAACAUUGUACGGUCUCAUGGGUUCCCGGGAAAAGGAAAUCAAAACUCACGAAGAGAUUAUUGCGCGCCUCGAAAAGACGCUCGGCACAGAUCAUAUCGUUGUGCAUUCUCAAACGAAGCGGCUCUCGACCGUUUACGCGAGACAUGGAGAAUGGGAAAAGGCGGAGUUGUGUAUUGAACAGGCGCUGAAUUACAGCAUCGAGAUGUAUCCUGAGAGUUCACUUGAGCUACUGGAAAAUCUUCAAUCUCUCGCGAACCUGUACGAAAAGAAGGGCGACUUAAACAGCGCAAGUGAAGUUUUCCAUGAGUUGAUCAAAGAUGUAGAGGAAGUAACUGAUGCAAACAACAAACCUGUGUUCAACGAGCUGCUCGCAAAUGUUGCAGGGGAUUACGCGCGCAUUCUUCGUAAAUUGAAAAAGAAGGAAGAAGCGAAGAAUAUGUACAUUAGAGCCCUCGACGUGACGAGAGCGCGGUUUGGGGAAUUGUACCACGGUACGGCUGAUCGUUUGGGCGAACUAGCGUCGAUGCACUUAGAGCUCGGUGACGUAGAUCAAGCGAUGGAGCUUUAUAUGCUUGCACUCGAAUUGGACACACGUCUGCUUGGUGAGAAUCACCCAAGUUUGAUCGUUCGCGAGAUCGACCUUGCGAGUGUGUUCAAGGCGAGAGGCGAUAUGAAAGAAACGCUGAGACGUUACGCAGCUGCAGAGUCAGUAUUGAGGGCGACGAACGAAGAAGACUUUCCAGAGCUGGCCGCUGGCCUUAACAUGGUGGCUGAUUUGUACACAUCGCACGACCAGUGGCAGCGAGCGGAACCGCUCUAUGUUCGUGCCGUGAGCGUCGCAGAGAACAGUUUCGUCGCGAGCAAUAACUUGGAUGUGUACUUGACAAAUUUAGCGCGGUGCUACAAGGUACAAGGCCGUCUUCAGAAGGCGAGGACAUAUUUUGAGAACGCGCUUAAAGCCGCCGAGGCGAAGCAUCGUUCUGACACUUUGGAAAUCGCAACGUUGUUAGUCGAUUUAGGCGAGGUGCUAAUGGCCUUACAACUCUGGAGUGACGCAUUACCGUAUUUCGCACGAGCCAAGCCGAUACGAAUCACAAAGCUGGGGCCAGAGCACCUGGACACGCUUUUGGUGAUUGACGCGCUCAAUACCAUCAUGGAACAACUUGAAAAGGCGGAGAAAUCCAAGGGCAAAGUCAAAAUUAAGGCUGCAAAUUUCGAAGUCCUCGAAGUCCCAGCAAAGUACCCCGAAGAUGAGAGGCCGAGAGUGAAUGACGAGACGCGUAAGGCCGACGAUAAGAAAGAGAAGACUAAACGACAACGACCAGUCUCCGAGAGUCCGGCGCAAAUGGCAUUGAAUAGACUCGAAGAGCUGACGAAGAUGCCAGACAAGGAUCCAGUGAAGGUGAUCGCACCAGCCGUAGCUAAAGAAAACGUUGUCGUCCGAGAAACGGUGCCAGAGCAAUAUAUCCGCGCUGAGAAGCCGUCGGUACCAGAGCAAACUGUCCAUGCGAACAAGCCGUCACAGUCCAUCGAGAAACAGGCACAGAAACUCAAACUUGGUGACGUGAGCGGAUUUCUGACCGAAUAUGUUGAGUACGUGGGACACCGUGAGUACAUGUUUAAGCUGGACGGCAAAGUGUUUCCGACGUUUGCUCUCGUCAGAGAACAUGUCGAGGAAAAUUUUGCUGACGAGUGCAGACUUUGGACUCGAGGCAAGUUUGUGCCAACGCCUUUUGCGACGCCAGUUGCCGUCGUCAAGGCGGUGAAACCAUCGCAGAGGGAAUAUUUCGACGCAUUGCGUGCACACGCCUCUGAGGCGAAGCUGCUGCAGCAGAAAGGGACGGCAGCGGAACAAACUCAAGUACUGCCACGUGUGCAGGAAGCUUCCAUCGGGACGACACCUCGUGUAUAUUCGAAGCCGACGGUCGUCGAGUCACCUCAGUCCGAAAGCUUCGAUGCACUGUCUCUGGAUAUGACGCAGCAGCAGGAGCACACGCCACAGUCCAAGAUGCAAGAUCAACAAGUUGUCGCUGCGAACGGGCUCGUCACCAUGCCGCUCAGAGAGCGUGAUUACAUGGUGACGAAAAUAGACUCCCUCGAGAGCGAGCUUGCGAGCAUGAGGGAAAUGAUGCAGCGCGUCUUACAUGAGCGCGAUCUCGCAUCGCGCUUCGAUUUGUCGGCGCCGAGUCAUGGCUCUGGGUACUUUGAUAGACCAGCGUCGCAGUCAAUGAACGGCACGGGAUACGCCGUCGCCCCAUCGUAUCCGUUCACCAGCUACGUGGACUCACAAUCUGCGCCAGUAUCCCGCGACCCGGUACCUUCGUGGCCAUCCAGGAGUUUCGGACUCGAACACUUUCCUCGGUCGAAAACAUCUUCAACAAGACCACGGAGUGAAGCACAUCCGAAGAUGAGACUUGUUCGCCUCGGCGACGGGGAUCGCCCUCGUCCUUCAAUGCGUAUCGACGCACCACGUCGUGGUACUUUAGUGCAUGUUUCGGAUGAUUCCAUCUUAGAAAAGUACUUGCGCGCGCACUCGGAGGAGAUCGCGCCGAGGACGUUCCGAUGCGCGAUUGACGGCGUCGUCGUGUCUUCGGAGACUCUCUUACGCGCACACUUCGAGCGCGCGCACGCCCAGGACGCCGAAGCGUACGAUAGACGUCAUCAACACGAACAUGCAGCGUGA
Messenger RNA from Ostreococcus tauri, 4740 nucleotides. Its product is annotated as Tetratricopeptide repeat. Bases 1 to 4740 code for a protein of 1579 amino acids. Gene Ontology annotation, molecular function: protein binding. The transcript has a single exon. NCBI's taxonomy places the organism in Eukaryota, Viridiplantae, Chlorophyta, Mamiellophyceae, Mamiellales, Bathycoccaceae. The record is from RefSeq and is a predicted model, not a curated record.